Neodiprion fabricii is the source of this 1235-nucleotide messenger RNA. RefSeq names its product protein dj-1beta-like. Gene Ontology annotation, cellular component: cytosol; nucleus. Gene Ontology annotation, biological process: guanine deglycation, glyoxal removal; protein deglycation, glyoxal removal. The transcript has 4 exons. Bases 216 to 782 code for a protein of 188 amino acids. Gene Ontology annotation, molecular function: protein deglycase activity. The record is from RefSeq and is a predicted model, not a curated record. NCBI's taxonomy places the organism in Eukaryota, Metazoa, Arthropoda, Insecta, Hymenoptera, Diprionidae.
UGUCUCAGCUACCUGGUUGCAUUAGUUUGAUUUUUUUCUACUAGAUGACGCAUUGCAAAGUGACAAUCUCAAUUAUAUUCACGCUCUACGUUCGUCAAGCGAUCAGCUGUUGCGGUGCGGCGCGUAGAUGACCUUGGCUUAGAAUUCUAUUAAAGAUUAAAGCCGAGUAUAGAAUACAAGUACACGGAGAAGAGGAAUCAAAAAUCUAUUUUAAAAUGCCAAAAACAGCGAUUUUACUCCUGGCCGAAGGCGCGGAGGAAAUGGAAGCGGUUAUCACCAUCGAUGUUCUUCGACGUGCUGGGAUUGCAGUAACUGUAGCCAGUCUCGACGGCAGCAAUGUCGUCACAUGUAGCAGAGGUGUGAAAAUUUGCCCCGAUGAACAAUUGACGGAUGAACACAAGGAUAAAGCUUACGACGUUGUUAUAAUGCCCGGUGGACUUGCUGGCUCUCAAGCCUUGGCUAAAUCGGACAAAGUUGGCGCCAUCCUCCAAAAACAAGCGAGUGAAAAUCGACUAGUGGCAGCUAUUUGUGCAGCGCCAACUGCAUUGAAAGCCCACGGACUUGCCAAGGGCAAGAAAAUCACUGCCUACCCAUCGAUGAAGGAUCAGUUACAAGAUGACUAUACGUAUAUAGAUGAGAAGGUGGUGAUUGAUGGCAAUUUCAUCACAAGCCAGGGACCUUCGACUGCAUACUUGUUUGGAUUGGCAAUCGUUGAAGCCUUGAUAGGAAAACCAGAAGCAACUACAGUUGCCCGAGGCAUGCUUUGUGAUGAGUACAAGUAAUUUGGUACUACAAGACGAAGCGACGUAAGAGAAAGUUUUCCAGAAGGCUGGCCAGGAUGACGAAUGACAGUUUUUAAUAAAUAACAUUACUUCUAUAAGAUUUACGUGUACUUCUUUUAUUAUUAUUAAGAGUAGAUUCUCUCCUAUACUUAAGAAUUGCAAUAGUGACAGAGAAACAAGAAAGUAACGUUUUCAGAAAACUCUUAAACAAGAUCAAUUGUAUUUUUCACAUAUUACAUUAUUUCAGCCUACUGCAGCACGGCUUAAAAUCUAAUUGGAGGAAGCUUGACUUUGUCUUUUGGGUUGAAUGGUGGAAUGUGAAAAUCGAACCUCUGUGCUUCACAUCCCGCCAGUGCCAGCACCAAAGCUGCCGCCAACACAAAUACAAUGUUGAGGAACUUCAUUUUUAUAAAUUCUGAAAUCAGAAUAAAUAUCUAUGACUGGUGAAAUUCA